Pieris macdunnoughi is the source of this 474-nucleotide messenger RNA. The record is from the annotation of a GenBank genome assembly. Lineage: Eukaryota; Metazoa; Arthropoda; Insecta; Lepidoptera; Pieridae.
AUGGAAUACAAACCUAAAAAGCAAUUUUUGAAGUUAAGAUUUGACACAUUACAGUAUGUGUAUAAAAGUAUCAAUUUUAAAGAUGAAAGCGAAAUGGAAAAUGCCAUUAAAUUAGUUAGAGAGUGGUUGGAAGAGCAGCCACAUUUCAGAAGAAAAGACUUUACUUACAAUUUAUUGCGAGCCAACAUUAUUAUAUCGAAGGGAUCGAUAGAAGUUACUAAGCAGAGACUUGACAAGAUGUGUACUUUACGGACUCUUAUGCCUGAUCACUUUAAGUGUUUUGAUGCGAAGAAGGAUUUUGAAAAUGUAUUUAAAGCUAUAAGACCGAUCGUCCUUCCUCAGCUUUCGAAGGACCACUACCGAGUUUUUACAGUAAAAGUCUACGAUAGUUUGCAGGCGGCAGAGAUAACGCAAGCCAUGAAAUAUACUAUGCUGAUUGGUGAAUACAUGAAGCAAUGUGACUGUUGGAAUUGA